AUGUCACGCAGUGUUCGACUCUCUAUCAACUUCUUGCGGCCGUCAGCAACAACCCCGAUUCUAUUCCCUUCGGCCGCGUCUCGCACCUCCUUGCAUAGAUAUCUGGCCCGAGAUGCGUUACGCUCGACAUUUUCGACGUCGUCAGUCCAGAGCGCCGCCCCUGCGGCAGCCUCAAGUCCCACCACACCUAAGACAACAGUGCCUCCGAAAGACACCUCAACUGGCCAAAACAUCCAGUCGUCGAACGGCUUCGAUGUCCAACCGCUAGAUACGCAGGCAGACGACCCAUCCAGGGUGGACUGGACGAAAUCCUUCCACGGACUCUCCACCGAACCUUUCUCCAAAGAAGCCGCUGAUAUUCUGCAAGCGCCAAUCGACCCAGAAGAUAUCGAAAUCAAACCUGAUGGCAUAGUCUACCUGCCCGAGAUAAAAUACAGGAGGAUCCUGAACAGGGCUUUCGGCCCAGGCGGCUGGGGAUUGGCUCCAAGAGGCGAGACUAUUGUCACAGAUAAAUCCGUCACCCGGGAAUAUGCAUUACUGGCCCAUGGGCGGCUGGUGUCUAUCGCCCGCGGAGAGCAGGUGUACUUCAACAAAGACAACAUACCUAUGGCGUCGGAAGGUUGCAAAUCUAACGCCAUGAUGCGGUGUUGUAAAGACCUCGGGGUCGCUAGCGAGCUCUGGGAUCCUCGUUUCAUUCGAAAGUUCAAGGCCGAACAUGCUCGGGAAGUGUUUGUUGAGCAUCAAGGAACCAAGAAGCGGACCAAAAUAUGGCUUCGCAAGGGUGAUCCGGUGACAUACCCUUAUGCGGAGCUCAAGAGAUAA
Capronia coronata CBS 617.96 is the source of this 822-nucleotide messenger RNA. RefSeq lists its product as uncharacterized. Gene Ontology annotation, molecular function: single-stranded DNA binding. Lineage: Eukaryota; Fungi; Ascomycota; Eurotiomycetes; Chaetothyriales; Herpotrichiellaceae. Bases 1 to 822 code for a protein of 273 amino acids. Gene Ontology annotation, biological process: interstrand cross-link repair; recombinational repair. The record is from RefSeq and is a predicted model, not a curated record. Gene Ontology annotation, cellular component: mitochondrial chromosome; mitochondrial nucleoid. The transcript has 3 exons.